GUUCGUCACCAACUAGAACAAAGAACGUCCCAAGAUUCCUUGACUAGAACACGGAAGUAGGAUUGGUAACGAGGUUUUAUUGUUCCUUGUGUGGAGUAAAGAAAAACAUACUUACUAAACUAAAUAGGCUACCCAUCUCUAAUUUGACAGAAAAUGUCUAAACUACAGAUGUUGUGUGUGUUUUUAAAUGAGCGUUUAACGGCGGCUGCUGGGGAUAUUUUUGGUGCAGUUGAGAAAACGGUAGGAGAGUACCAGGAGGAGAAUGAUCGGCUACGGAGACUGCUGCGGAGGACACCAGAGAUACAACUAUGUCGAAUAGAAUCCCUGCAGCCCUCUGUCUCUGAAGAGGAGGUUCCCCCUGAGCAGCAGCACUGUGAGCAGGAGUGGAGCCCCAGUCUGGGGCAGAAGAACCCAGAGACCAAACAGAUUAAAGAGGAACAGGAGGAAGUCAGGACCAGUCAGGAGGAAGAGCAGCUUCAAGGGGUGGAGCCUGAUAUCAUAGAGUUCAUUUUCUCUCCUUCCUGUGUGAAAAGUGAAUGUGAUCAGGAGGACCAAACCCAGACUGUGGAGAACAGAGGGAGAGACUCUAAACUAGUGGAUCUCAAACCUUUUGGCACUGUGACCCACAUUAAGGGUCUCAACAUUCCCUGUGACCCUCCAGAUAAUCAAAACAUUGCCUCCAGCCACAACUCAGCUGUAAGCAGCGACCCAGUAGGACUUGACAACAGUCCACCAUUGGAUACCAGCCCAACAUUGGAUCCCAACCCACCAACGGGGGAACAUUGUUCCAAACCCAACACCAUGUCUAGAAGAACUCACCAAUGCCGUGACUGUGGAGAAACAUUUGCUCUGAAAGCUGACCUGCAGAGACACGUGACUCUCACCAAGAAGAGACCCAGUGAAUGUAGCUUUUGCAAAAAAAGCUUCAACUCCACCUGUAAACUGAAGGCCCAUGUCCGACUCUGUCACAUUGGGAAACCCUGUGGCAUGACCUUCAAACACAACCUGCCCAGUCACAUGAGGAUUCACACAGGAGAGAAAUCAUUUAGCUGCGGUGACUGUGGAAAAAGCUUCAAUCGGAAGAUGAGCCUAACUGAACAUAAACUGACUCACACAGGAGAGAAACCAUUUAGCUGUGGUGACUGCGGGAAAAGCUUCAAUCGGAAAGGUCACCUAACCAUACACAAACUGACUCACACAGGAGAGAAACCAUUUAGCUGUGUUGACUGCGGGAAAAGCUUCAAUCGGAAAGGUCACCUAACCAUACACAAACUGACUCACACAGGAGAGAAACCAUUUAGCUGUGGUGACUGUGGGAAAAGCUUCAAUCGGAAGGGGCACCUAACCAUGCACAAUCUGACUCACACAGGAGAGAAACCUUUUAGCUGUGUUGACUGUGGGAAAAGCUUCAAUCGGAAGGAGCACCUAACGAUGCACAAACUGACUCACACAGGCGAGAAACCUUUUAGCUGUGGUGACUGCGGGAAAAGCUUCAAUCAGAAAGGGGACCUAAGGAGGCACAAACUGAUUCACACAGGAGAGAAACACCAUCGCUGCUCCGUCUGUGGUAAAGGAUUCACUCAGAAGACGAAUCUGCUGAGGCAUGUGGAUAAAGUCCACAAAGGAAAGAAACAGGACAGAAACUGAAAGGGAAGGGGGGGAUACCUAGGAAGUGUUCCAACUGAAUGCAUUCCACUGAAAUGUGUCUCCCGCAUUUAACCCAACCCCUGUGAAUCAGAGAGAUGCUGGGGGGCUGCCAUAAUCGACAUCCACGUUGUCGGCACCCAGGGAUCAGUGGGUUAACUGCCUUGUUCAGGGGCAGAACGACAGAUUUUUACCUUGUCAGCUCGGAGAUUCUAUCCAGCAACCUUUCGGGUUACUGGAAAGGACAUUAGGACAAAGAGAUUGUCUGGGGGAAAAUAAUGAAUGGCAAUAUCAAUAUCAAAUACUUAGGAUCCUUAAUGAGUGACAACGAACAACAAAUAUAUAAAGAUCACUUUAUUCCAUUACUCAACUAUAUGAAAGCAGAUCUAAUUCAAUGGAAUAAUCUUCCUGUAAAUCUUAACAGAUAAAAGAAACCUCUUCAGAAUAGCAUAUGGCUCCUAAAGGUUUUUGUAUUUAUUUUCGGUAAUACCAAUUACCCAUCCAAAUGUUUUUUUGUUGAAAAAGUAUACUGGGUCAUAAGUCUGUAUAUGAUCACGAUACAGCCACAUGAUUGGUCAGUGGAGGAGAGGGGUUAAAGCCACAUGAGUGGGGUUAGAGCCACAUGUGAUUGGUCAUAAGUCUGUAUAUGAGCAAAUAGAAUAAAAAAGGUUUCCAUCUUCCUGAGUCUGAGGGGUGGUUUUACCUUCCUGAGUCUGGGGGUGGUUUUACCUUCCUGAGUCUGGGGGGUGGUUUUACCUUCCUGAGUCUGAGGGGUGGUUUUACCUUCCUGAGUCUGGGGGUGGUUUUACCUUCCUGAGUCUGAGGGGUGGUUUUACCUUCCUGAGUCUGGGGGUGGUUUUACCUUCCUGAGUCUGAGGGGUGGUUUUACCUUCCUGAGUCUGAGGGGUGGUUUUACCUUCCUGAGUCUGAGGGUGGUUUUACCUUCCUGAGUCUGGGGGUGGUUUUACCUUCCUGAGUCUGAGGGGUGGUUUUACCUUCCUGAGUCUGAGGGGUGGUUUUACCUUCCUGAGUCUGAGGGGUGGUUUUACCUUCCUGAGUCUGAGGGGUGGUUUUACCUUCCUGAGUCUGAGGGGUGGUUUUACCUUCCUGAGUCUGGGGGGUGGUUUUACCUUCCUGAGUCUGGGGGUGGUUUUACCUUCCUGAGUCUGGGGGUGGUUUUACCUUCCUGACUUGGAAUUAUAUCAACUCCCUACCCAAGGCUUUUGCUUGCGACCAUAUAGUUACAUAUUGAGGGAAUCUUAUUUGAGUCAGAAAAUGACAUUCAUAUGAUAGUCAUCUGGAAGGUUUUGUAUAUCUUACCUAUCUCUUUAAAAUGAAUAUAUAUAUUAACUAUUGGAACCAAAACUUAAAAAGAACUGAUGUUGUCACAAGAUGGAGGGAAAGUUGGAGCAUAAUUAAUGAAAUUACAGUUAACAAAAAUGUUAAUCCAGUAUAAACUAAUGUAUAGAACAUAUUAUACAAGAGACAAAAUUCACAAAUUCUACAGCAUAACGGCAGAGUCAUGUCUCAAGUGUAAAACUAACAAUGACUCAAUAAUCCAGGACUUCUGGGAAUGCUUAGAGUUAGAAAGUUGGAUAUCAGAGGUAUUACAAUGUAAAUGUACUUUUUAAUCUUUCUGUCUGCAUACUUCAAGACAUGGCAUAUUGGGGAGGGGGGGGGGGAUGACCUAAAGGGCUGGAAGAUUCUCUUCUCAUCUUGAAAAAAAACUAUACUUAAAACAUAGAGAAUUGAUCUGCCAUCAUUGACACUAUGUUGAAAUAUCAUGGGCAACCGAGGAAAAACGAAUUGGUACAAUUUUACAGCUGUGGCAACCAAUAAUGCAGGCACUAGGGAUGGAGGUGUGGUCAGGCACUAGGGAUGGAGGUGUGGUCAGGCACUAGGGAUGGAGGUGUGGUCAGGCACUAGGGAUGGAGGUGUGGUCAGGCACUAGGGAUGGAGGUGUGGUCAGGCACUAGGGAUGGAGGUGUGGUCAGGUAUUAGGGAUGGAGGUGUGGUCAGGCACUAGAGAUGGAGGUGUGGUCAGGUAUUAUGGAUGGAGAUGUGGUCAGGUAUUAUGGAUGGAGAUGUGGUCAGGUAUUAUGGAUGGAGGUGUGGUCAGGCACUAGGGAUGGAGGUGUGGUCAGGCACUAGGGAUGGGUUCAGGUCAGAGGAGAUGUAGUCAUUGUUUGUGUCUGGAGUAAAACUUUAUUUUUUUAAGUUGGUCAGGUUAGUGAAUAGAAAGGCAGGAUGUGGACAAAUCUCUUAGGAAGCAACAGUGACGUGGCCUCAUCAAAUAUGCAGACGACAUGGCUCUGGUUGCUUGCCUGGAGGUCAAGUCCAUCUCCAGAUACUCCCAGUCCAUUGACUGCCUCUUGACGUGGUUUGACAAUAGCUUCCUUGACCUUAACGUCGCCAAGACUAAAAAACUGUACCUUGGAGGAAAGAACGCUGGGAAAUGGAAGCCCUUGUCUGGAGCCUGUCACCAUGGAAGGAUGUGGAGCAAGUCACACACAUUAAAUACUUGGGGACAAUUUUCGACCACAAACUUAGCUUCCAGUAAAACACUGACCUCAUCUACAAAAAGUCCAGGCAGCUUAUUUCCCUACUUAAGAAACAAUUCAGUUUUAAUGCAAGCAAACACACUGAUCAUGGUGUACAAAUCCCUGGUCGAGUGUUCUCAAUUACAACAUCCCUGGUCGAGUGUUCUCAAUUACAACAUCCCUGGUCGAGUGUUCUCAAUUACAACAUCCCUGAUCGAGUGUUCUCAAUUACAACAUCCCUGAUCGAGUGUUCUCAAUUACAACAUCCCUGGUCGAGUGUUCUCAAUUACAACAUCCCUGGUCGAGUGUUCUCAAUUACAACAUCCCUGGUCGAGUGUUCUCAAUUACAACAUCCCUGGUCGAGUGUUCUCAAUUACAACAUCCCUGGUCGAGUGUUCUCAAUUACAACAUCCCUGAUCGAGUGUUCUCAAUUACAACAUCCCUGGUCGAGUGUUCUCAAUUACAACAUCCCUGGUCGAGUGUUCUCAAUUACAACAUCCCUGGUCGAGUGUUCUCAAUUACAACAUCCCUGGUCGAGUGUUCUCAAUUACAACAUCCCUGAUCGAGUGUUCUCAAUUACAACAUCCCUGAUCGAGUGUUCUCAAUUACAACAUCCCUUCUGGUAUGGGAACCUCUCAGUGAGAAACAGGAGUUAACUGGCACAAGUUGUCCCAGAACAGCAAAACUGUCCGCAGCAAACGGCCACAACUUUGUACACACAAAGCAUCACAAGGAAAACUGCAAGCAUCCUUCCAAAUGCUGCCGUCAGGUCGGAGACGACAGGUGGAACUCACAAAGAAGAACGGUCCCCCCAAAAAAUGUAUCCCCUCUGCAGUGAAAAUCCUUAUUAAGACUGAUGAACGGACACGUAAAUGUUUAACGUGUUUCAUUCUGACAUUUCAGUCUGACUGGUAAAUGUUUAAUUUGUUUAAUUCUGACAUUUCAAUAUUUAACAGUUUCAUUCUAACAUUUUUUUCUGACAUGUAAAUAUUUAAUUAGUUUUAUUCUGACAUUUCAGUCUGACAUGUAAAUGUUUAACGUGUUUCAUUCUGACAUUUCAGUCUGACAUCUCUGUUUUAUUCUUUUAUUGUAACUCAGAGCGACGACACAUUAUCAUUCUGUUUAAACGUAAUAGACAAUAAAGUUGGUAUUUUCUGCUUA
Oncorhynchus nerka (sockeye salmon) is the source of this 5345-nucleotide messenger RNA. RefSeq names its product gastrula zinc finger protein XlCGF57.1-like. Gene Ontology annotation, molecular function: RNA polymerase II cis-regulatory region sequence-specific DNA binding; DNA-binding transcription factor activity, RNA polymerase II-specific. Gene Ontology annotation, biological process: regulation of transcription by RNA polymerase II. The coding region runs from base 154 to 1647 and encodes 497 amino acids. Lineage: Eukaryota; Metazoa; Chordata; Actinopteri; Salmoniformes; Salmonidae. The record is from RefSeq and is a predicted model, not a curated record. The transcript is spliced from 2 exons.